This is a messenger RNA of Magnolia sinica, 877 nucleotides long. Its product is annotated as xyloglucan endotransglucosylase/hydrolase 2-like. The transcript has 2 exons. Gene Ontology annotation, biological process: carbohydrate metabolic process. NCBI's taxonomy places the organism in Eukaryota, Viridiplantae, Streptophyta, Magnoliopsida, Magnoliales, Magnoliaceae. The record is from RefSeq and is a predicted model, not a curated record. Bases 1 to 252 code for a protein of 83 amino acids. Gene Ontology annotation, molecular function: hydrolase activity, hydrolyzing O-glycosyl compounds.
AUGACACUUUCCCUCGACAAGGCAUUUGGCUCCGGAUUCAAAUCCAAGAACAAAUAUCUCUUUGGAAAUAUCGAUAUGCAGCUAAAGUUUGUCCCUGGCAACUCUGCUGGGACUGUUACAGCAUACUAUCUAACAUCACAAGGACCAACAUUGGAUGAGAUCGACUUUGAAUUCCUAGGCAACCUUAGCGGAGAUCCUUACAUUCUCCACACCUAUGUGUUCACACAAGGAAAGGGAAACAGAGAGCAAUAGUUCUACCUAUGGUUCGACCUAACUACCGACUUCCGCACAUACUCCAUCCUCUGGAAUCCUCAACACAUCAUGUAAGCCAUCUUAUUUUCUUAAUCCAUACACACAUUACUGAAGAAAGGCCCAUUUCCAAUUCACCCAUAGCAAAGUUUUACUAUAGUUGUUUGACACUGAACCAAUCCAUUAUUCAAUGGUGUGUGUAUUAUUCCAACAUUGGCUUGGGGGCCUUACUUUUCAGAUUCUCUGUGGAUGGAACCCCCAUCAAAAAAUUCAAGAACAUGGAGUCCAACUGUGUUGCAUACCCAAAGAACCAACCGAUGAGGAUCUAAUCGAGCCUCUAGAAUGUCAAUGACUGGGCCACCCACGGCGGGCUUGUUAAGACGGAUUGGUCACAAGCGCCCUUCACUGCUUCCUAUAGAAAUUUCAACACCAAUGCAUGUGUCUGGUCAUCAGGCAGAUCUUCAUGUGAUUCAAAGGCUUAGUCUACCAACAACGGAUGGCUGAACCAAGAGCUAGAUUCGAUAGGUGAAGAGAGGUUGAGAUGGGUGCAGAAGAAUUACAUGAUCUAUAACCACUGCAGCGAUUCAAAGCGGUUUCCACAAGGCUUUCUUUUGAACAUUUCUUUGUA